AAAGUGGCCAAAUCUAAUUCGAUGGGACGCCUGUCCAUCACUGAAGUGCCACUACAACAUCACCCGUCGAUCACAGCGACCCAAUCAAUGGACGUGACAACACCUCCGGGCAGCGCCGCUCCCUUAAAGCCGUCGGCGUCGACCACAUCGACGACUUCGGUGGGCGGUGUGAUCGGAAGGGCGUCCAUAUCGGACGGCCCGCUGCUCGGCACCCGCGACGGAACCGCAUUUAUACCGGACUUUACAGUGUAUUGCAUGGAAACGACGACAUUCAUGAAAGUGUCCCGAAAUCUAUAUCUCACGGCAUAUAAGGCGUCGAUUAUGGAAAGGCAGCGCCGGGCGGACGGUUCGUUUGGCGCCGCAACCGGUUCUCUGUCGGGCGUCGACGGCGAAGACGACGGUAUUAUGUUUGGCACCGAAUCGGAUGUAUCGCCACGACUGCCGCCCGUCGGCCUCAACACCACCGCUAGUGCUAAACAAUUGUCAGCCGGAAAGCCGUCGCCCACUGGCUCUACAAGUGCUUCCAAUAGAGGCCACGGCGGUAGUGGCGGUGCGGGUGUUGUGGACGGACUGCCGCCCAAACCCGACGACAAUAUCAAAUCAAACAGCAGUAAUCACGGCUUAAAUCAGAAGUUAAGUGAUAAUCACAGCCGUAAAAGCAGUGAUAGUAUUAAUAGUAUACAAAAAACAAUACCUAUUUUAAACACAAAAACACAAUUUGACAAUAAUUAACAAAUAAU
Molecule: messenger RNA, 740 nt
Organism: Medioppia subpectinata
Lineage: Eukaryota; Metazoa; Arthropoda; Arachnida; Sarcoptiformes; Oppiidae
Source: the annotation of a GenBank genome assembly